This is a messenger RNA of Cantharellus anzutake, 1917 nucleotides long. RefSeq lists its product as uncharacterized. The record is from RefSeq and is a predicted model, not a curated record. The transcript is spliced from 4 exons. Bases 1 to 1917 code for a protein of 638 amino acids. Lineage: Eukaryota; Fungi; Basidiomycota; Agaricomycetes; Cantharellales; Hydnaceae.
AUGUCAAGCAGCCUUCGCGUUUCUCCUAAUGUCGCGGAGACUCAAGUCGACACUCAUGAUAGCGGCGGAGAACUGGUAACGUGCGGCGCUCCGCAAAAGGAGACGGUUGGGUCGUGCAGUCCUUCUUGCUCGCCUCGCCAGGAUGAUUUCCACUCGGAUGAACCUCUUUCGGACUCGGCGAAAAAAGAUGACCACACCAAGGAGGUGUCCUGCGGGGGUCCUAUUCCAUCUGAUAGCUGUUCUCAACCAUGCCUGCUCACUAUCGGGACUCUUAUCUCACCAGAAUGUCACCGACGAAAGUUCAGUGCCUCUCACUCGAAAUCUUUAUCCUCCUUUCCUACCCGUGCGUUCUCCUCCUCCUCACUCUCCAGCGAAGCCUCUACCGUGGGCCCAUCGCCAUCAAACAUGCCCAAAAAAGCGAUGGAUGCACGGUCCCUGCUUGCUCCCCCAGCUCUCAUGAGCCCAGCCACAAACUCAAUCUGGCCAUGGGAUGCACGCCCAACACCAUCCCUUGCUUUUCCACCUUCACCCUGCGUUACCCCAACCAGAGAAUUCGGCAUUUUGCAUGUUAUUCCACAGACCCCUGCACCUGGAGAGCCCAAACAGGAACCGUUCGACUAUUUUACUGGUUACUUCCUUGAUUCCGGCGGUUCGUCGUCUUCGCCGUUAGGUCUGUCUGCGACUGAAUUCUCCUCGACAUCGCCGGAGUUCAUCACUCGGGCGAAUGGGUCAGGGUCACAAUUGAAUUCGCUUCCAAAAUCCCCAACUGUGUCCCUCCAAGAUGAACCAAGUCUUUCACGAGGACCUAAUUUGGCGGCAUCACCACCUCCCACCCUGACUCCACCCACAAACGUUGCGGCCAAGGAAUCGAAGCCGCUGGCAAGUCCCAUGGAGGGUGCCGAGGAGAAGGCGGCAGAACCGACAAGUCCGCCUUCUGUCACAAACUUUGUCAAUUCGGAUUCGGACAAAGUUGAGGGUUCGAAGUUACGCCGUCCACCAUCAUCUAGUCAGACCCACAGUUCGGCACCCCCAGUGAAGGUUUCAGGUUCCUCUCUGUCCAAGGUCUCCCGUCCACCAAAGCGCUUCGCAACUUUCCGCCCAUCCGCAAGGGAGCAGAGCGCCUGGGCGGCCGUCGCGAGGGGCCACUCGCUUCUGGGCAAUCCCUUCUCUGUAGGUUCAUUCCAUUCACUGGAUCCUGCUGACGAAGAGAGCCGAAGGAAGCGUGGCUCGCGAGCAAUUGGUCCAGAACCUGACAGUAACAUCGUAAACACUUCUGGACGAUCUCUGAGGCCGGGAUCGGUUCUGAGGCCGGGCGCUUCUGUGCCUAUCGAUUCUGUCCUUUCAUCGCUUGGGAGCUUCCACCAACCUUUGUCCGUGACGCUUACUUAUGAUCCUACUCAUCUGGAAAAGGAGGCUCAACUGGUGAAGUCCGUGAAGCAUGGAGGAGCCCUAUCACCUGGAAAGCUGAAGAGCAGCGAGGUAGGCAAAGCAAUGUCAGGGUUGGAUGCUUCGCCAAAUUUGGCUGAGAACGACCAGCUUAAUAAGUCGCACGAUUGCAGUGACUCCCAUCUCACUCUGUCCUCCUUCGGAGCGUGUCCCGGGGAGGCCGGUGCCUCACCUACAGGGCCAGGGUGUUCCUUGAAAGAAUGCACUUCUUCCCAUUUGGAGACAGCAUCUGAAGGAGUGUCAUUUAUGGCGGUGUCGCCACCAUUCCUCCGCUCCUCCUUCAAUGCCUUUCUCAUCCAUGCCUCAGCAUCCUUCUCUCAUCAAGUCCCAUCUCUCUCACACACACUUCUGCAUUCGGAUCCUCCCGUCUUUCCCUCAUCAUCCAUUUCAGCCGGCUCGUCAGCCUCACACGCCAUCGUAUUCAUCUCAGUUGGUAAUGCAAAUGCUUCUUUUGCUUCCGAAAUCGAAUGA